GUGUGUGUGUGUGUGUGUGAUUGAGCUCCUCGCUGCAGAACACAUUCAGAUCCCAGUAUCAUCCGGGCGGCACCCAUCAACGCCCUCUCUAUCUCUCUGUCUGUGGAUUUGGACUUUUUAUGCUGAGCUUCAGCAAGGACAACAGGCGUUUAAAUGCCAUAUAUCUGUAGCAUAAAAGGUUAUUUUAAUUUUUUUAUUUUUUCUAUGAAUUGUUGGAUUCUUUUUGGGUUUUGAUGAUCACUUUUAAAACAUGAAAAUGAUCUGACCAUGUCAUAAGUGUUUUUCAGAUAAAAAUUGUUCAUAAGAAGAAUCUCCAUAGCGUUAUUGUCGCUGGAUAUGUAAAUGAAUUAAUUGUCAGAGACGCUGGUGUCCAGGGAUUAUUUCGAGCUCAUGAUGCGGGAUCGGAAGGAAUGCGAGGCGCGCGGUGAAGUGGAGCGGGUUCGAACCCGGGAGCGUCUGGACGCGACUGUCGCGGGUCUGACCGAGCUAGAGUAUCUGAGACAGAGACAGGAGCUGCUGGUCAGGAGUGUGUUGAACUGUCAGGAGCUCGCGGGAGAGGACAAACCCUGCCUUACAGUGGAGGACAGCUAUCUGAACACUGAAGAGAAACUUCUGGAGGAGAAUAUUUUAUUGCUUAGAAAACAAUUGAACUGCCUUAGGAGGCGUGAUGCAGGUUUGAUCAACCAGCUCCAGGAAUUAGACAAACAGAUCAGCGACCUGCGGUUGGACACGGAGACUUCGCAUGAACAUGUGGAAACGGACAGCCGGCCAAGUUCAGGCUUUUACGACCUAAGCGAUGGUGCUUCAGGAUCCCUCUCCAAUUCCUCCAACUCUGUCUUCAGCGAGUGUUUGUCCAGUUGUCGUUCCACCACCUGCCUGUGCACCCCCCUCGACACCUCGCUCUGUGUCUCCGAGGGAAGGCUUAAGCCUGCAGAUGAGCUGGGCAUUUGUGCCGAGUGUGAUUGCCAUUGCGAAGACUCGAGUUCUGGAACAGUCCGCAGGUCUCUUUCUGCAUCCUACUCCCCUUCCCCGGAUGGCUCCUGCGAUGGCCUGUCCAAGUUCCACUGUGACCUCAUUGCCAAAAACGGUAAUGAUGUUUACCGGUACCCCAGCCCUCUCCAUGCGGUGGCUGUCCAGAGCCCCAUCUUCUUUCAAUCCAUGACUAGUCACCUAAAGGACGAUUGUAACUUCUCCAAGCCUGGUGAAACAUUGAGUGAUGAACAGAAACCUGAGCAGGUCGUGGGCACUCAGAAUUCUUCCUGGCAUGCCACUCAAACACUCCCAAACAAAAAACUGGAUAGUUAUAUCUUUGGGCUACUUCAGAGGAGGGCACAGCCCUUGAGGACCAACAAACCCAGAACAAGCAUCAACACUGACCCCUCCAAGAGCAUUUUAAGGCAGGCUAGUCUUUGCUCACGGGCCCCUGCUGCUGUCCAGGCCCAACAAUGGACCUCUGACCUCAAGCCUAACUGGCAGAUGUGUUUACAAGAUUCAUCAGCAGCUAGCACUGACCCAAGCACAGCUUCGCCCCAAAGACAGUGGUCUGCUGAGUCCAAGGGAGGUACCCUACAAAAUGGAGCAUACUUUUCUCCAAGUCAGCCACAGAACGGUUACACAACCACCAAUGAUAAUAACACUAGUUGCCUCUUGAAGAAGAAAGUUUCUGGAGCCACUAAAGGCCAGCCGUUAAGUGUUGCAUCGGAGGACUGGCAGGAUUUAGGCAGCCCAAAUGCAGUUUCCUCUCCCAAACGCGGCAAGCAUUCUUAUUACACUGUGGAGGACAAUAUAUCUGGACAGGCAAUGAAAGCAAGUCCUCUUAAGAGGAGUCCUAAGGCUCAGGCUCCAGCAAGUUGUAGUAAAGACGCAGAACAGCUGUCUCCAGAGUUGCUCAGCCUCGGUUCUUCUUCGCAAAGUCAAGAUGAAGGAGGUCAAUUGGUCAGUGCCCAGUACAUCCCUGCUCAGAAACAGAAUGUAAAUCUGCGCAAGGGUGGCACCAAGAACAUCAAGAUUGUCAAAGUGAAAAAUUCCACCAGUGUAAAAAGUAGACCUCACAUUUCCGAGCAUGUUUCAGAGACUGACAAGCAUCGGACAGGAUCUAGGCGGUCUAGACAAGCGGAUGACAUCCACCACUUGCACAAAUCCUCCAAGAAGGCCUCCACAAAAGCCAAGAGAAUUCCUGCCUCCAUCCCUGAAGGACGAAUCUUGGAGAAGCACACCAGUUCCACAGGGGGUCGAUCUUCUGCCCAGAGACACCACGGACAUCACCGACAUCAUGAUGCAGUGUUGGCCAAACCCAAGUACAAGCGUAACGACUACCACCGGCGGCCAAGGGGUCUUCACGAGAUCCCAUAUGAGGAGGCUUUCAAGAGGGCUCACCGCAGGCAGAAACGAGAAAUGCUGGGCCACAUGUCAGCCAUGUACUUGCCAUCUAACGCACACUACACCAGCCCCUAUGCCUACAUAGGCAGCGACUCUGAAUAUUCGGCAGAGUGCGCCUCUCUCUUCCAUUCCACCAUUCUGGACACAAGCGAGGAUGAGCGCAGUAACUAUACCACCAACUGUUUUGGGGACAGCGAGUCGAGUGCUAGCGAGGCGGACUAUGUAGCUGAGAGCAGCACUAGCAGUGACUCUGAGGGGAGUGCAGGGGUAAAUUGGCCCCAAUUCAACCAGGCAGGUGCAGGAUCCCACGGAAUGACAUCAGCACAGGCAAAGGCAUUUGUUAAAAUCAAGGCUUCCCACAACUUGAAGAAGAAGAUCUUACGUUUCCGAUCAGGCUCAUUAAAACUCAUGACCACAGUGUGAGAGACUUGAUGAACCCUGAGAUCAGUUAGAAUGCAGCCAAUCAAAUUGGCUUCUUUCCCUUAUCAAACAAUCAAGUGCCUAGGCAGAAAUCAGCUGCAAGGCCUAAAACUGCCUGUCGGUCAGCUGGGAACUCAACUUCUGUCCAGCACAACGCCUUCCCCUGCACUUUUCAUACCCCAUUGUCUGUUGCCUUUUUUUUCUUUUUGUUUUGUAUUUAUUAUAAAUUGAGCUUUUGCUGUGAUGUGUUUACAUAGCAAGUACUAUGUAAAUGCAUUGUUCAUACAUGGUUUACUUUUUUUAAAGAUAUCUAUAACUUAAUAUAUUUGGUUAGCCAUACAUGGAAAUGGAAUAGGAAGUAUGACUGAGCUAAAGCAGUUUAUUACAGACGCAGUCUGUCUGAGAAAUGUCCAGUGCUACCAAGACUAGUUCACCUGCUGAUUGUUAAGGGCUUUUGUUAAAUGCACAUUAAAUAUGCAUGAGCAACAGCUUCACCAUUUACCUUAUUAGUUGUAAAUUACCCUUCUGUAAAAAAAAAAAAUGCUAAUGUAAUGUUGAUUUCUCGUGUCUUUUUAUUCUUUAUUAAA
Messenger RNA from Sinocyclocheilus anshuiensis, 3386 nucleotides. Its product is annotated as dapper homolog 1. Bases 391 to 2802 code for a protein of 803 amino acids. Gene Ontology annotation, biological process: negative regulation of JNK cascade; regulation of Wnt signaling pathway, planar cell polarity pathway; negative regulation of canonical Wnt signaling pathway. Gene Ontology annotation, cellular component: cytoplasm. Lineage: Eukaryota; Metazoa; Chordata; Actinopteri; Cypriniformes; Cyprinidae. The record is from RefSeq and is a predicted model, not a curated record. The transcript is spliced from 4 exons.